ACACCAGGUGUCGCAAUAAUUCGUGUCCGCUUACCUCAGCCACCCCACCAUCAACAAACCGUCAAAACAUGAACAACAAUUAUUCGCGAUAAUACUACUCCACCAAACCAGCCCCGAUUUACACGAUUAUGGCGUCAAACGAAAGCCCUCGAACUCCUGAACAAUCCAAAACUCAACCUGAGUACGAUACCGGCCACCGUUCGGCGUAUUUCUGGCGGCGCGAUCAUAUGAAGGAUGGCGAGAAGGUUUCAGAUGUUGCAGAAGAGCUGGGCAUCCCCGAUCGUACUGGAAGAAGAUGGAUGAGGGAGAGGAAAUUAAUGGGUACACCAACUGCUAAACGCCGUGUACGAAAGAACAAAGCAGCUUCAAAAGGGAGCAAGCUUGGGAGGCCUUGGUCAAUACCCCAGGAAGUACUUAACGAGAUGGUAGGACCUUCAAAUCCUCUCCGAAAUCAACCGCUCCUUCUUCAAGCUCGCCACUACGGUAUAACCCAGAAAGAACGCACGAUACAGUACAACCUAAAAACGCGCAAAAAUAAAGCUCAACUCUACGUCGCUGGCUAUACAAAAUCAAUCUUGGAUACUAAUAAGAGCCGCCGUGUUAAGUAUGGCGUGGAUUAUAAGGACGAGCCAAUUAUCGGGUUCUGGGACCUCGUACAUUUUACCGACGAAGCGCAUUUCAAUCCUACAGAGAGGCUUCAAAAGCCACGUAUAUUAAGGGAGAGAGGCACAAGAGAUGACCCAGAUAACGUUGUAGAGGUGGAUGAGGUUAAAUCAGGCUGCGCAGUUCACAUAUACGCCCAUGUAAACUGGUACUACAAAUCACCGCUGCGCUUUUAUAAUGAUGAGAAGGAUAUGCUGCCAACACCCAAGCCUCCGCCAAAGCCCAGGAAAUCGAAAUACGAGACUCAGGAAACGUACGACAGCCGGGUGAGGGAGUGGGAGGCCAACAAGCCCCCAAAAGUUAAGCAGGACUCUACUGGCAACCAUAUGACCCAGAAGUACUACUCUGAGAAAGUCCUACCUCAGUACAUCAAGGCUGUGCAUAAAGCGCGAAUGUGGCAGCCAAAAUCAUGGGUUCUGCAGGAGGAUAACGACCCUUCCCAUGGCACUCGCUCCACCGAUAACGACGCUGCCCUCCUUAAGAUGGCCAACUGGAUAGUUACAAUAAUCCAUCCAGCUCAGUCUCCUGACCUCAACCCUACAGAAGGAUGCUGGAACAUCCUCAAGGAACGUACAAAGCGUCGACUCUGGAGACCCAGGACCCAUCCCAACGAUCUUGAAGAUGGAGAGCAACUAGAGGAGGAGUGGGACGGUACAACUCGCUAUCUCAAGAAGAUACUUCAAGCAGAAUGGGACAAGAUAACGCUUGAAGAAAUACGUAAAUUUAUCAAGGAGAUGCCAUGGCGCUGUGAACAAGUCAUCAGGCUCAAUGGGCGGCGUGUACGCUCUGCGCUCUGGUAACUCAGCGAUUCUGUAACUA
Trematosphaeria pertusa is the source of this 1482-nucleotide messenger RNA. RefSeq lists its product as uncharacterized. The transcript has a single exon. The coding region runs from base 129 to 1463 and encodes 444 amino acids. The record is from RefSeq and is a predicted model, not a curated record. Gene Ontology annotation, molecular function: nucleic acid binding. Lineage: Eukaryota; Fungi; Ascomycota; Dothideomycetes; Pleosporales; Trematosphaeriaceae.